Molecule: messenger RNA, 3576 nt
Organism: Oryzias latipes (Japanese medaka)
Lineage: Eukaryota; Metazoa; Chordata; Actinopteri; Beloniformes; Adrianichthyidae
Gene: rps6kal
Product: ribosomal protein S6 kinase a, like
Biological process (GO): intracellular signal transduction; protein phosphorylation
Molecular function (GO): ATP binding; magnesium ion binding; protein serine/threonine kinase activity
Source: RefSeq, a predicted model, not a curated record
GUCAUAAAUACGUCAAUAAACUCAUUCACUGACAGUCAGGUACCACAGGAGCCGCCAUAUUCGCAUCUAUUGCAGUGUAGCGGCGUUUCUCUCUGCGAGCGUGCCGUGUGUGUGGUCCGGCCAACAACAACAACAGCGGACUCCCCUCCCUCGGAUCCCCAUCCCGAGAUUGGUCCACAGCCACGCAGCCAGCAUCCCACCAUCGAAGUGUUAUCAGCCCGACUUUCACGGACGAGGGGGAAAAAACAAACAAACAUGCAACGUGGAGAGGGGGUCUAGGUGGAUUACGAUGCCUUAGACUUAGGAAUCCUGGCACAAGAUGGAGGUUAACAGCGUUAGCAGCGAGGUCAAUGGACAUCAGAUCAUGGAUGAGCCCAUGGAAGAGGGAGAGUCUUUCUCAAACUGUGACGAGGGGACGUAUAAGGAGAUUCCUAUCACGCACCAUGUGAAAGAGGGCUGCGAGAAAGCUGAUCCGUCUCAGUUUGAGUUGCUCAAAGUCCUCGGUCAGGGCUCUUUCGGCAAGGUAUUUCUUGUCAGGAAACUCGUCGGUCCGGAUGCAUCUCAAUUAUAUGCAAUGAAAGUAUUAAAAAAAGCAUCUUUGAAAGUCAGGGACAGAGUUCGCACCAAGAUGGAGAGAGACAUUUUAGUGGAAGUUAAUCAUCCCUUCAUAGUGAAAUUGCACUACGCCUUUCAGACAGAAGGGAAGCUGUAUUUAAUACUGGACUUUCUCAGGGGAGGGGAUGUAUUCACUCGCUUAUCCAAAGAGGUUAUGUUUACAGAAGAAGAUGUGAAAUUCUACCUUGCAGAGCUGGCCCUGGCCCUCGACCAUCUGCACAGUCUGGGCAUAGUUUACAGAGAUCUCAAGCCAGAGAAUAUCUUACUAGAUGAAGCUGGACAUAUAAAAUUAACAGAUUUUGGCUUGAGUAAAGAGUCAGUAGAUGCGGAUAAGAAGGCUUAUUCCUUCUGUGGUACGGUGGAGUAUAUGGCCCCUGAGGUGGUCAACAGGAGAGGACACACCCAGAGUGCAGACUGGUGGUCUCUGGGAGUACUUAUGUUCGAGAUGCUAACAGGGACGUUACCGUUCCAAGGGAAAGACCGCAAUGAGACCAUGAACAUGAUUCUGAAAGCUAAGUUGGGAAUGCCCCAGUUUCUGAGCUUGGAGGCCCAGAGUUUGCUAAGAAUGCUGUUUAAACGUAACCCCGCGAAUAGACUCGGCGCCGGCUCUGACGGGGUGGAGGAGAUCAAACGGCACGCUUUCUUCUCCACCAUCGACUGGAAUAAGCUGUACAGGAGAGAGCUUCAGCCCCCAUUCAAGCCCGCAGCAGGCAAACCAGAUGACACGUUCUGCUUCGACCCAGAGUUCACUGCUAAAACGCCUAAAGACUCCCCAGGGAUCCCGCCCAGUGCAAACGCCCACCAGCUUUUUAAGGGCUUCAGUUUUGUAGCCCCGGCCCCGAUGGAUGAAAGCAAGAGCUCGCCGAUGCUCAGCAUUCUGCCCAUAGUCCAGAUGCACGGAGGCUCAGCCAAGUUCUCUGAUCUGUACGAGCUGCAGGAGGACAUCGGGGUCGGCUCCUACUCCAUCUGCAAACGCUGCGUACAUCAAGUUUCUGCCAUGGAAUAUGCUGUGAAGAUUAUCGACAAAAGUAAGAGGGACCCCUCGGAGGAGAUCGAAAUCCUGAUGCGAUACGGGCAGCAUCCCAACAUCAUUACCCUGAAAGAUGUGUAUGACGAGGGCCGGUACGUGUACCUGGUAACUGAACUGAUGAAGGGAGGGGAGCUGCUGGAUCGAAUCCUCAGGCAGAAGUUCUUCUCUGAACGAGAGGCCAGCGCUGUGCUGUACACCAUCACCAAGACUGUUGACUACCUCCACUGCCAAGGGGUGGUGCAUCGAGACCUGAAGCCCAGCAACAUUUUGUACAUGGACGACUCUGGAAAUCCAGACUCCAUCAGGAUCUGUGACUUUGGCUUUGCUAAGCAGCUUCGUGGAGGCAACGGCCUCCUGCUCACCCCCUGUUACACUGCCAACUUUGUGGCACCAGAGGUACUAAUGCGGCAAGGAUAUGAUGCAGCCUGUGACAUCUGGAGUCUUGGUGUUCUGCUGUAUACCAUGCUGGCCGGGUACACACCUUUUGCUAACGGGCCAAACGACACACCGGAGGAGAUUCUUCUCCGGAUAGGUUCUGGAAAGUUCUCCUUAACGGGCGGCAACUGGGACACUGUUUCAGACUCCUCCAAGGACCUGCUGUCCCAUAUGCUCCAUGUAGACCCUCAUCAGCGAUACACGGCCGAGCAGGUCCUCAAGCAUUCCUGGAUCACAUGCAAAAAUACACUACCACACUUCCAGCUCACGCGCCACGACGCGCCGCACCUCGUCAAGGGAGCCAUGGCUGCGACUUACUCAGCGUUGAGUCAGAAGACGAGUCAGCCGGUGUUGGAACCCGUGGCAGCGUCCAGUUUAGCCCAGAGACGCAGCAUGAAGAAGCUCACCUCAACAGACAUGUAGACGCUCGUCGCUCUCCCUCAGUUUUGGCCUCGUACCUAAAGACUCGGAAAACGCCAACGGACGCGCAUGCACGCUCAACCCCCAAGUCUCGGCCAGUUCAAACUACUGUCUGCUUUCCCAGAGUAUUUAUUUGAAUCUACCAUCAGCGCGCCCCCCCCUGACACACUCUCAGACGUCAGAACAGGCAGACGGGAAGCGGUUAAGAAGAAGCGGGAAACUCACAUAUCUGUUACUGCUGGGAAGUUGUAUUUACUUGUAUUUAUUUCCAGAGCUUUCAUAUGCACUCGCCCUCUUCGCCUUUCAUUCUUUCUUCCUGGGUUUGUUGGAAGAAACACACCAGCUGAUGUUCUCCUUCACUGUGAUUGGCUGAUUUGAAGCUGCUUUAUUAAACUGUGUCCCAUUCCCCCACUGCUCUUCAUCUUCACCCUCCUCCCGCUCAGUUGAUUUCAUCUAUAUCUUUUUAACUUAUUUUUUUUUUAGGAUUGUGGCUGUUCUACAGUGCCAGCAUAAAUGUAUCGACCGAGGAGAGUUUCAGAUAAAUAUAUAAAAAAAAGACUCAAUUUCUGUUUUGUUGCAGAUUAAAGCGAUUUCUCAGGAUCAGAAUCAUUAACCAGCACUUUGGGAACCGUCAUGCAUGUUUGAUCAGAACCCAUUUCCUCUCCAUUCACAUUCUUUCCCCCAUUCAACUCACAUGUUUGGUGAAACUUCGUGGAAAAAAAAAAGAAUCACACAAGCUGCAGAAGGAUGAAUGCUCAUGCCAAGACCUAAAGAGUUAGAACAUGGGCUAAUGGUUUUUUUAGACUGUGUUUACAAAAAAAAAGAAAUAAAUGUAUGUGUGGAUAGCUAUGAAGAUGAACAGCAUGUGGGGCAGCAGUAGGGAUUCUCUGGGAGCUGGACACACGGUCAAACCAGAGAUGCUGAAUUACAAGAUAUAUUUCCAUGGAUAUCUCUUCAAAAAAAAGACAUUGUUGAAACUGUAUAAUAUUGUAUUUAUUUCAUUUGAUUUUUAAAAUUCUAUUUUUCUUUCAAGUUCUGUAUAUAUUGACAUUAAAGAUCAUUAUUGACAUGCACAA